GGCUGCGAGACAAGACCCUGAACGCACUAAUACUAGCAGUGAACUAUGAAAGAACAAUGUAUUGACAGCUAUUUCAUUUUAAAAACUCGAUGGCAUUUCACCGGUAAACAAUGUGAUCAAUAGGGGCAACUAUCCUGUUUCGGAUUGUCAUAACCACAUGGCAAGCAACUUGAAAUUUGCUUUAUGAGGCGCACUAUGGCAUCUCAGUCAAGCUUGUACAAUGAAGAGAGGAACCUCCUUCGGAUCCGAGAGUGGGAAAGGAGAAACCAGGAAUCGCUCCAGGAAAAGGAGUUCAGCCAGGAGAAUGUUCCUCUCUUUGGGGAACCCUACAAAACAAACAAAGGCGAUGAGCUGUCCAGUCGCAUCCAAAGAAUGCUGGGUAGUUACGAGGACGUGAAUAACCCCCACCCGUGUUUGGACAGCUUCACCAAGGACCCUUCCUCCUCCUCCUCCUCCUCUCAUGUCAUGUUCGGACGGUCCUCACACGUCCGACCUGCUCACACGGACAAAGCUAAGCCUCCAUUCCAGGGCCAGAACACUUCCCAGUAUGGGUCGGGCCUCAGCGGUAGCAGCAGCAGCAGUGGUAACCCCAGUAGCAGCCACUCUCCUCAGUCACUGAAGAAGCUUCCUGUCCCUGAACCCUACGGCCCCUCCCCCCGAUAUUCACAACCCUCCCUCGGCCACAGCCAGGGCAGCCCCCCAAACCCCCACCCGAGGAAGGGGGAAGCCUGGGUCGACCUCAGGGAGUGCACCAGCCUUCCUCCGGUGCUGUCCGCCUUCUCCCCCCCGGCCGAGCCCCUCUCCCCCCUACAUUCCAGUGACCCCAGCGACUCGGAGCCCCAGGACACCGACGACAAGGACACCCCCGAGAGGCAUCAGGGGUUCGCCGGGCACCCGGAGUCCCCCGGCAGUGCCAUGAAGUUGUCCCCCCUGGACCCUCAGAGAGACACUGCUCCUCUUCCUCCUCCUCCCCAGGCCAACAAGGGCACCGUGCUUCCUUCACAGACCUUUCCUCCGCCGCUGGCCUCCAAGCCACCGAACUUGGUCAUGCCUCCGAAGCCCACCGCUUACGUCAGGCCCAUGGACGGGCAGGAUCAGGUGGUGAACGAGUCGCCGGACCUGAAGACCUCUCCCGAAGGCUUUCACGGUCAGCCCUAUGAACCUUUACCCGAGCUGAAGACCAGCAAGCCCAGCCUGUCCAAACUGAAGAUCCCAUCGCAGUCUAUAGAGACCCUGUCAAAUGAAGUACAGUGUGUGGAGGAUAUUCUGAAGGAAAUGACCCAUUCAUGGCCUCCCCUGCUGACAGCCAUCCACACACCCAGCACAGCUGAAUCCUCCAAGUUCUCCUUCCCUGCCAAGGAAGCACAGCAUGUUCCACCAGCAUAUCCUGGACAAAAACCCUAUGGCUCGCCUCCAACGGCGUCUCAACAAAGUUCAUCAUGUACGGGAGCAGCAGCACAUUCCAGCGGGGUGGAGUCGGCCAGCUCCAGUGACUCUGAGAGCAGCUCGGGGUCCGAGUCGGACAGCGAGAGCAGCGAAGGCGAGGAGGCCCCGCCGCCCCUGGGCGGCAGCUCGCCUGCUGUCAAGGCUGAGGGCCCCAUGGUGACCAACUGGCAGCUCAACAACUGGAUCCGGGUGAGCCAGCAGAACCCCAGCACAGAGAGCCAGGGGGAAGCCCCCCUCCACAGCCCCGCCCCCAAACAGCCCCCGGGCCACGGGGCGGAGGAGGAAGGGGUCGCGGCGGCCGACCGCGGCCUCGAGUUCAGCGACAAUCAGGCCAAGCCCCAGGCCAAGCGCGAGGGCACCCACAACAACCAACAUGGCCGCCAUAAGCCCCCCGCCGCCGUCGCCUCCUCUUCUUCUUCCUCCCACAACCCCAGCAGCCAGAGGAAGACCGUGGCCAACAAGCACCCCUCCAAACCUGCCAUGUCCUCCCGCCCCGACGACCCGCGGCCUCAGGCGGGCCUGCGGGUGGAGAGCGUGGAGGUGGCUCCCCGGGAUAGAGACCCCUCGUUCACAGACAGGCCCAAGGUGAAGACGAAAAUGGGGCACGGCAAGAGCGGCGCGGGGAAGAUGGACGCCAAGAAGUCGGCCAAGCGCUCCUCCUCGGACAAGCGGAAGGCAGAGGCCGCCUCUCAGGGGCCCAAGGUGAUGCUGGCGCCCGACUGUAAGAGGGAGGCCGACAGGGGGCCUUCCCCCAGCCCCCGUCCCGGGCCCAGCCCCGCCCCUGUGGAGCAGCCCUCCCCGGCCUCUGCCCCGGCCUCAGCCCCCAACCUGGCCCAGACAGCCAAAACCAGCAGCAAAGUACGAACCGAGACCGUUCCCCAGAAUGGGCAGAAGAAGCCGUCGGGGCCCCCCCCUCCCUCCUCGCCAGCCCCCCAGCCUUCGUCCAAGCGGGGGUCCUCCGCCAAGGCCUCUGGGCGCCCUCAGUUCCCCUCCAAAGCCCUGCUGGUGAAGAUCGAGUUGAGCCUCAUCACCAGGGUCCCCCAGACGUCCAAGCCUUCCCAAGAGGGCCAGGACAAACCCAGGCAGAAGAGACCCCCGCCAGAGAGGAGGGAAGUCAACAAGGCCGCACCCAUAACCACCAAAGUCAGCAGAAAGAGGCCGGCUGGCGGUGAGAUCAAAACCCAACCGAAGAAGAAGCCCAAACUGGAGAAGGAGGUGAAGAUUCCCCCCUCGUCGUCGUCGUCAUCAGCAGCCGCCGCCACCGCAGCAGGUCAAACUUCCGUCAAAUCAGUGGCCCACGGCGCUCCCGGAGCGGCGAGGGAGAAGAAGAAGGCGAAGAAGGCCUCCCCGCAGCAGCCCCCCACCCCCCAGGACCCGGGCAAGGCGCCGGGCCAGAAGCGGCCGGCCGAGGACGGGCCCAGCACAGCGGCCCACGCUAAGAACCCCCCCGCCAAGCACAAGAAGAGCUCCGGGAAGCGCACGGAGCACUCCAAGACUGGCAAGAAGGCCCCCAAGACCAGCUUUGUCGUGCCGGCAGCGACCACCUCGCUGAACGGCAGGCCUCUGCUCAAGUUUGAGGAGAGGCAGUACCCAGUAGAGCACCAUAUGAAGGAAGCCAAAAAGCUGAAGCACAAAGCGGAUGAUACGUCUGACAAGGUCGGUAAAGCCUUCAACUACCUGGACGCGGCCAUGUCCUUCGUGGAGAGCGGCAUCGCCAUGGAAACGGACCCCCAGACGCCAAAGUCGGCAUACACCAUGUUCGCCGAGACACUGGAUCUGAUCAGAUUCAUCAUGAAAUUGAAGAACUCCAUGGACCCCUCCUCCCCUUCCACAGAGAGGGACUUCACGGUCUUAUGUAUGAAAGGCCAGUCCCUCUUGCAAAUGGCUAUGUUUCGCUACAAACGAGAACUCGCUCUCAAGUAUUCUAGGACCCUCACCGAUCAUUUCAAGAGCUCAUCAAAGACAGCUCAGGCCCCCUCCCCCUGCAUCUCAAAAGGCACGGGUGCCCCGUCCCCCAUGUCCCCCAUGCCCUCCCCGGCCAGCAGCUCCGGCCCGGGGUCCAACCACAGCGGCGGGGCGGCUGCCAGCAACACGGUGGCCAUCCCCCAGGUGAUCCAGCAGGUGGCGUGCUCCUACGUCAACAUCACGGCCCUCUUCCUCAACGCCCACGACAUGUGGGAGCAGGCGCAGGAGCUGGCGCCAAGGGGCGGUGGUGUGCUGUCGGAGCUGGACUCAGCCCUGGGCCCCCUGAGCCUGAACUCCAGCAUGGUGUCGCUGGUGCGCUACACCCGCCAGGGCCUGCACUGGCUCCGGCUGGACACGCGGGGGACGCAGUGACCGUGCCUCCCACAGGCAUCCCCUCCGUGGACGCUCCACCCCCUCCACCUCCCCUCGGAACACUUCCCGCCAAACCUCACACACUCGCACUGCCUGAGCCUCGCCCUGGACGAGCCCCCCCCCCCCUCCCCGUCCCCGUCGGUCCAGCUCGAUUUCCAAGCGGCGCUCCACUCUACACGGGGGGACGCCGGGGGUCGUACCCGCCCGAUUCUCAGCUUCUGCCCCAUCCUCCCGCUAUCCGCGUAAGGUCGAAAGGUUCACGGCGGCUUGGACCCGUCACAGUAGGUUCCAGUUAUAGCGGACAUGCCGAGUUCCGUAGUUCUGUCGAUUUCCCCCCCCCCCCCCCCCCCCCCAUGGAAGGUUCACCCAACAAAUCCUAUCCUGCCGCCUGAACACCCUGUCCUCUUUCCUUCCCUGGAUUCCGUGCCUGGUCCUGGGCAUCAGUCUGGAGGCAUCCCUUUUUGGGGGACGGUUCUAGAAUCGGGGGGGGGGGGGCAGGGGGGGGGCAGGGGGGGGGGGGGGGCCUGGGCUGGAAGGUCUAGUGCUCCCGAAAAGUUCAGGGAGAAAGUCAGGUGUAAGGCCCGUUAGUGUCUGUCAAGUAGAACAAGGGAAUCAUGUCGGCUGGGUUCCAUUUUUAUCUGCAAUGUUCUUGCAUGUUCCACCUGACUGAAGAGGGCCUGGGUUCUGGUGUGGUGACAGCAGCUUCCCACUCUUCUUCUAUGGUGCUGUGUGAAACCAUGAUGGGACACAGGAUGCUUAUUUAUUAGCCUUAUUAUCAUGAUCUCUUGUUAUCAUUUAUUAUCAGUAGUAGUAAUAUAUUGUCGUUGAUGUGAAAUGAACUUUGUUUGAUUUGAGGGGUGGUCACGGGCAAUGUUUACUUCAUCCAACUGGAAAUGCCUGGAGAACAAAAGUGUAUACCCACGCCAUCUCAGAAUAGUCUGCACUCACUCUAUAUGGCUUUUCUAUCUGCAUCUAUCUGCAAGGGUUCAAAGAAUCUUUCGCCAAAUGCACCGGCCCGACUGUUCUGGAGCUCCGCUUGGACACAAGAUAGGAUGUUUUUUUUUUCCCCUGUAAUCACUAAUGUUUCUCUACCCGUUCUCUUCAAAAGAGAUUGAGUAUACCUUCAAGUACAGGGUCCACUGUGUACAUUUAGACACCCGAUUUUUACAGCAUUCGAAUUGAUUAACUUUUUUUUAUCAAUAAUCAUGGUUUAUCUAAACAAUAAGACAAGAACCCAAGUGGUCUCGCGACCGGAUGUCGACCAGUGAAUCAGUGACACGUUUAUCUACUCAGAGUCAACUCUUAAACUCGCAUGAUGAGAAACCUGAACAUGCAAAGUCAAGCUCACUGAAAGGGAGAGACGACUGUUUUAUGUAGACGGCGAAGAGCUAAUCCCGCCUACGACGGCGCGCACACAAACCUUCGGCCCCCAGUCAGAAGACGACGUCCCUUUUUUAAUAUAUACAAUAUCAUGAUCCCACCCGUAGCUACGUGAGAGUGUUAGCACGUUGGUUUUAGGUUGAGACUUGGUUUCAGGAGACUUGUCCCGACCCCCCAGGCUGUAGCUGGGCGCCUCCCCAGUUUUAGAGACUGAAUGACAUCACGCAACAGAGACACCCGUGCCUUAGAUAUCGGAGACUUGAGCUUGUCAUUAUUAUUAUUGAAUGUUAUAGCCAUCACUAGGAAUCAGCUAGAAAGUCGAGUUGCAGAGACGUGAUGUGAAUGUGAUGGUCAGCGAGGGGAAGGGAAAGUCCAAACAAAUCUGAAGUAUUGCUGCUUUUUUCUUUUUUCUUCUUCUAAGAAAACGACUACCCUCCGUCGAAGCGGAGGUGAAUUCCGUAAUGGCGGACGGAAAUCUCACCUCUGACCUUUUUUAAACCCAGUGCCCAUAAUUAUUGAGUGCCUGUUGACAUAUUAGUCCACUCUUAAGUCUUACUCUUUCAGUGUGCAACGAAUCACAUCCCCAUUUGUGGAUUUAAAGAAUUUAGAUUUCAAUUCAAUUAUGGGUUAGCUAACUAGAAACUGACGGGGCCACUUCUGGGAGGUAAAGAGGGGAGAAGUACCUGAUCAGACUAAUGCAUUUCUUUGAUUAUUUCAUGAGGAUGGUCUUAUCAUGGACUAAUAGGAUCAUAAGAGAUUAACUCCAUUUCCUCUUGGAAAAUCUGACGGUCCACAUUAGCCAUAUAUGUCUGUUCAUUUGAUCUCUGUAAGAUGGGCUUUAUAAUGGUAUUACAAAUGUAUAUUUACAUCAGUGGUUAUUUAUUGUUUAAGACAUGCUAACAAAAAAGUGUUUAUUUUGUAUUUAUUUUUCUCUGAAUCAAACCAAUAUUCUGAGUUCUUUCCCAUACCUUUCCACCAACUAAAAAUGCUUAGGUUAAGGUUAAUGGCCAAUACAUUUAAUUUGCACUUUGGGAUAUUUUCAGUUUUAUUCCGUGUUCGCUGGGAACAGAAUACAACGUACAGUUCUUAAGAAGGGCUAACACGAGUUGGUCUACAUGACUCAGGAUCUCCUGAGCAAUAAACACAAGGUAUUUCAAAUAGUGAAAUGUGUUCGGAAAGAUCGACAAGCGCUGUAGACCACAAUGCGUAGCUUGUAAUUGAGUAAAUCUGUGCCAUUAGUUAUCUGAAUUGUUUUAUUGUUACUAUUCUGUGUGAACGGGGCUCACUGGAAAACAAGCUAUAUUGGAGUUCAAUGAUACAAGGGCUGCACAGGAAAUAAUCACAACAGAACAAUGCGUUUGUGUAUUUAUUUGAUCUAAAAAAUUGAGUACAUUGGUACCUUUAGAUUUUAGGUUUUGUUGUUUAUUCUUUGUUCCUGUUAAGUAGGCUGCUUUACUAGCAAGCAUACUUUGGAGUUUCCUGUUUUCAAUGGCAAUUCUGCACAUGGAUGAAAUUGGCAUGUUGGGAGUUUGACAUUUCUCAGUAGUGUUACAUGCUGUUGUCUUUCUCAUGCUAUGUCAUGCUUCCUUUCAACAUUUUAUUAUGUGCUCUACAUUUGGUAUUCCAUGUGCAACAUGAUCAUUGUUGUCCAUUGAAAAAAAGAUCACACUAAAAGGACCUUCAUAUCUGGUCAUUUACUGGGAAAAUGUGCAGCAAUGUUUUGUAAUUCAACUUUUUGCCUUGUGAAAAUAUGUAAAUAGUUUGAUCUGCAAUGUACAGAGAUGUAUAAAGACUGAUUGGCAGUGAAUUUAGGUUAUCUUUUAUUCUGAGAACUUCCUUGUUUUCCAAAGAAGCUGUCCUACAGACCUUUUGUAGCUUGGCUGCUUUAGCAGAAGAUGAAUUGUUGAAAAUGUUCGCUGGUUCAAAGGUACGUUUCGGCCAUCCAGACCAGAAUUCUGCUGUGUCAUGUUUUGAGGCAAUAAAGUUUGGGGAAUACAA
This is a messenger RNA of Hypomesus transpacificus, 7161 nucleotides long. RefSeq names its product AF4/FMR2 family, member 1 (gene aff1). The coding region runs from base 184 to 3783 and encodes 1199 amino acids. NCBI's taxonomy places the organism in Eukaryota, Metazoa, Chordata, Actinopteri, Osmeriformes, Osmeridae. Gene Ontology annotation, biological process: regulation of gene expression. Gene Ontology annotation, cellular component: nucleus; super elongation complex. The record is from RefSeq and is a predicted model, not a curated record. The transcript has 19 exons.